Baudoinia panamericana UAMH 10762 is the source of this 6729-nucleotide messenger RNA. RefSeq lists its product as uncharacterized. Lineage: Eukaryota; Fungi; Ascomycota; Dothideomycetes; Mycosphaerellales; Teratosphaeriaceae. Bases 1 to 6729 code for a protein of 2242 amino acids. The transcript has 2 exons. Gene Ontology annotation, molecular function: ATP binding; methyltransferase activity; ATP-dependent chromatin remodeler activity. The record is from RefSeq and is a predicted model, not a curated record.
AUGGCAGUCUUAGCCGCUUCUCGGAAACGUAGGUUCACAGAGGCUGCAAAUACGGCUCACCCUGACUCUGACUGCACCGUCGUUUCUUCGGUUCGGAAGAAGCACGCAGAAAGCGCAGCUACAGGUACCGCUCUCAUUAAGGAUUCCCAUGGACCCUUGUACGAGAUCCAACACAACAAACGAAGGCGCAUUGUCGAGUGUGUGUUGUUACCGAAGAAAGGGGUGCUAGAUGUACUGCAAACGGCGAGUUGCACACCACCAGAAACACAGCGAUCCAUCAAAAAGGUCCAAGCUUCGAAGUCCGCCUCUGGCAUCGCAAAGUACUUUCAGACUUCAGCAAUCCAACACUCGAACGCCUCAGCUGUAAAUGCGAGGGCAAGAAACACAUCGCCCACGGAUCAACAUGCGGGUGUGGUGAGUCCGCAAGCAGCGCCUGAACCGUAUGUACAACAUCCUGUAACAGCAUUAAGGCCUAGGAGGAGUACUGGUGCUGUGAGCCAACGAGCUUAUCACGAGGAUUCCGAGGACGAUGGAUUGCAGCUUGAGAGUCUCCCACAGAAGAAGGGCCGUAUCCGGCGAAGGAAGGUCAUCCAUGAUGAUGAAGAAUACAAUUUCAUUGACGAUCAACCUACCGGCGACGAGCAUUGUGUGUCAGAGACUACUCACGAUGGAACUGCUGAGUCAAGCGAUGUCUCUGCAUCGGAAUCUGCCGAGCCAGUAAAGCCAGCAACUGCGAAGGCAGUCAAGAAUGCAUUCACCCGGCUGACCGGCAAGAUAUCAAAAAGAAAAGGCAUCGGCACGUCUGGCACACCUAAGAAGCUUUUGUCACGUCCCAAAGAUAUUCCGAAGGGUCUGGUGAGCAACCUGCCGCCGCUCAACUCAGUUCGUGACAUCUUCCGCGAUAUAACCACAAAAGCAUUGUCACUAGGGUUUGCUAAAGCCGUUAAGCACCUGAAUGGUCGGUGCCUCAGAGUUGCUACGAUGUGCUCCGGGACCGAGAGUCCUCUUCUCGCACUCAGCAUGGUCGACCAAUCAUUAGCAGAGAAGAUGGGCCAAGGUCGCAUUAAUGUUGAGCAUGUAUUCUCUGCCGAGAUCGUGCCGUACAAGCAAGCUUACAUCGAGCGCAACUUCGCACCGCCGGUUAUCUUUCGUGACAUUACAGAGUUCCCUAAAGCAUUCGAAAGCGAAAAGCCAACAGCGACAACAGCCUACGGUUCGCGCGUCCCAAUACCUACUGGCAUUGAUAUUCUGAUCUUGGGCACAUCCUGCGUCGAUUACAGUGGCCUCAACAACAAGCAGAAAGACAUCGAUGACGGCGGCGAAUCCGGCAGAACCUGGUACGGCGCGCUUGCCUACUGUAAGGCGUGUCGACCUUCGAUCAUUAUCUUCGAAAAUGUCGUAAGCGCGAAGUGGGAUCGCAUGCUGUCACACUACACAGACCUCAACUAUGAAUGUGCCUGCGUGAUCGUGGACACUAAAGACUACUACAUCCCACAGACACGCCAACGAGGCUACAUGGUAUGCUUCGACAAGCUCAGAGCCGGUACUAACGUCAAGACGAUGGGUGUGCAGUGGCAAGGUCUCAUGGAGCAGUUCAAGCGAUAUGCGAGCAGCCCUGUGUCUUCCUUUCUGCUACCCAAUGAUCGCGUCACCCCUCAGCAGACCAGCCGCGGUGAUGACCAGCAAGGCAGUAAAGAUGUGGCGUGGGAAUUAUGCGAAAUCCGGCAGAUAGGUUACCGAGCAGCACAGAGGCUUGGCACUGCACGACCGUUCACUCUGUGGCAAGAGAGUGGUGCAAUGCUGCCUCUUGAGGGAGGCGACAGAGCUUGGUUUAAUCGUCUCGUCGAGCGCGAAAAAGACACGAUUGAUGCGGCUUAUCUGCGCGCCAGCCUUCCAUCGGGGAGUCUUACAGAUGGCCGGUAUAAGACUAAGAUAUGGGACAUCUCUCAGAACAUCGAACGAAUAUCGAACUCUAUCCCGAACGGCAUUACUGGCUGUCUUACUCCGUCUGGCAAACCAUACAUUUCAGAUGCCAAAAGGAUUCUCGCACCAGGAGAAGCUCUGCAGCUUCAAGGCCUACCCUUGGACCAGAUAUCCUUCACGACCGAAACACAAGGCGAAGUACGAGACUUGGCGGGCAACGCAAUGACUACAAGUGUUGUCGGACCGGCUAUACUCGCGGCUCUAAUAUCAGGGUAUAGCGUACUUCCGCCAGCUAAAGAACAGCGCUCCGCGGACCAAACCUUGAGCGAACCUACGAGCGGACUGUCUACGUCUCGAGAUAUGUUAUGGUCCACUGAGACUUGCGGUGAAGGCACAGAGAUGGAUCUUCAACGCUUGCUUGGCGAGGCGCGUGCUUCUAUGCGACUCUGUCAUUGCGAGGGAAGCCUUGGCCGCACUUCCAAGGCGCUCCAGAGGUGCAUUGACUGCGGACAUACCGCCUGCGUUACUUGUGGUGGCAACCCUGCCCAUGCGUACCAACGGGAGUCGCAAACCUGCCGCAGCAACCCAUUGGGAUUCAUCGAAAUGCUUCUGGGACAGAUUCCACUCCGCGUCUCCUUCGGCGAGGUGAGCAUAACCGACGUGUGGCCACGAGCGGAGACAAAACAGGUACAGUCAUAUGUGGAAGCCGCUCAGAAGGCACUCUGUUCGACCUUCACCUAUCACUCGGUCCGCAGGACUCAAAGCUGGACUGUGCAAUUCAUAAGCGAAGAUGCUCGUUUGGAAUUGGUUGUCGAGCCACUUCUGGCCGAGUGGCGCUUGUAUGCUUUGCCAGCAAAAGAGCUGCCUGCCAAUAGCUGGCUCCGACAUACACUGCUGCCACCAAUUGCUAAAGCGAGUGUCUCUGGUAGCUUCUACGGCGACGGGUGGUCUGUCCGUAUGCCCACCAACGAGUUCCUGCCGUUGCAGGUAAAGCCUGCAGGGCGACCUACCCCGACUUGGUGGGCACGGAACGAGAUGCCACAGUUCCACAGCCACACACAACCGGAUAUGCUGGAAAUCUCCUUGGUGGACACGGUUGCAGAGCCUGCGAUUUCAGUGAGCGCUAUGCUCAGCGGGACGUAUCGCCUGUUCCCAAAAUGCGGUACUGCAUGCUGCAGCCUAUACCGCAAGCUUGAUAAAGACGAAACAAAGUUGCCGUUGUAUCUGUUCUUGGACUGUACAAGAACAGGUAGCUCGGAUGAGGAUUGCUUCGUAUUUGCCCACUCUUGUGCUGAUAUCGAGUACGAUGAGCUCCGACAGCUCAUUGCCCGUAUCGUGGCGCCAUGGAGGCCGUGGAAGGACAUUGGAACAGAUGGGGAGCAGAGUAUGCACGCCGAAGCCCGCAUUGCCCUUGACAGCAAGUGGGUAACUUCAGAAGGACUUCGUCUCAUGCCUGCGGAUACCAGCCUACGCCUAGGAUUGUCGGAGAUGGAGAUGGAGAUCGAAGGGAGCUCAGCUUGCGACAGUGCUCAGCACCUUGUUACCUGUGAAGGGACGAGCGUAGCAGCAGGACACAGCGGUCAUACGAACUUGUCCUUCGAUAUCGAAUCUAUCUCGAGCCGAAUCUGGAUUUUGGAAGCUAUGCGUCGAAAGCUAGACUACGGUGAAUGGCGAACCUUCGCUCUUGAAGCAAGCUCAAGCUGUCUCAGAUGUGCACCCGAAAGGCCUCAGCUCAAGUGGAAGCUGUCAGACAAACAAAACAAAUCAGACAAACAGGAACUCGACCCGUACGAAGAUCCAGGCAGCGCUGCGGCUUAUGAGCGAGCCAUUAAAUCGAGACCGGAGCCUCUUGUCGUUCAGACACCACACGACUCGGCCGGCAUUACUUUUGGUGUAAACAUCGUGUCUCUAGCGCACAGAGUACUCGCUCGUCUGCCGACUAGUCUAAAGGAUGCGGUAUUUUCGUGGCGACUGACUACUGAUCAUGCCAACAAGUCUACCACUUUCCCGCACUUUAAAUUACGGCCAACCUCGGGCGAGACCUACGACGGUACGGUACUGAAGAAAUCAACCUUGUUUCCGACGCAGCGACUUCAACUUGCAUGGAUGAUAGCACAAGAAGCCGGCGUAGACUUCGUUAUCGAGGAGUCACAAGAGGCGACCCUGCCAGUGGUUGGAUGGCGAACUGAAGUCCGAGCAAACGUCUCAAUCACUGUGAGAGGAGGCUUUUGCUGCGAUCAUCCAGGUUUUGGCAAAACAAUCACCAGCCUUGCAUUAAUCAGCGCACAGCGAACGGACCCUCUGUAUAUGCACGCCGAGCUCAGCGCGCGCCGACCGAGUCAAGCUCAAGGGCUGUACACCUCGAUCGCAACAGUCAUAGUCUGCCCAUCGCACCUAAUAGCACAAUGGAAUAGGGAGAUCGCCGAAUUCUUCCCCGCUAGGUCGAAGAUUAUUGUCGUUAAGCAGACGUCUGAUCUGAGCAAGUAUACAAUCAGCGACUUUGAGAGCUCGGACAUUAUAGUAGUCAGCCGCACAAUCCUCGAUUCAGAGUCAUAUAUCAACCGUUUAGCUGCUUUUGCCGGCCUCCCUGGGCCCGCUGUCGCAGCAGGGACAGGUCGUGGGUUUGCAAGAUGGCUUGACUAUGCUCAUUCGCAAAUUCCUGAGCACCUCGCUAUAUUGAGGUCCCGACCGUCGAAGUGUACUUUGGAAGGACAUAUCGUUGCGAAGUAUAAGAGACUACUGAGCGAUGACGGCUUCAAGGCAACUAUACCGUCUCAGCGCUUCCGAGGGAAGGAUGUUGCUAAAACGAGGAAAGCGAGGUCAAAGACGACGGCAGGGUCUCUCUGGACAGAGGCUGUGACACCAGACAUGACUCACAUCGGUCGACCCUUGCUCCAGAUGUUCUACUUCGACAGGAUUAUCAUUGACGAGUUCCACCUGUUGGAGCCGAAGGAACGCGCGGCUGUUACUGCCCUGCACGCCGACAAGCGGUGGGGCUUGUCAGGUACUCCGCCAAUUGAUGACUUCUACGACAUCGCGGAGCUCGCAGGUUUGAUGGGCGUCCCGCUUCGCUAUGGCAGCGAUGCGAGAGGCGUCAUGAAAGUGAGCAAUAUCAGACGACUGCGCAGAGAGAUGACAGACUUUGAGAAGUUUGACGCGAUGCGUGAAACACCCUCAAACGAGGUAUAUACUCGUAUCCACGAAAUCGAUCAGCGCUUCUUGGACACCUUCGUUCGGCAGAACCUUAUGGAUUUCGGCGACGGCAUGCGUAUCAUGGAGAUACUGACGCCAGUGUCCUUGAGUCUCGAACACAAGGUACUGUAUACCGAGCUUUCACAACAUCUUAACUCUCUUGAGAUGCGGAUUAAGACAGGCAGGAAGUCACAGGACACCCACCGAGGUGAGCGCUUGCACCGCGCCUUGAGUACAUCGGACAGCUCAGAAGAUGCAUUAGCUAAGACGGCAGCUUACUUUCCUACAAACGAUUAUACCAACCAGAAUGGUUUUGGCCUGGAGGCUUUUGUUGCUAUUCGCAUUGAAGAGUUACAACUCCUUCGGCAGGAGUUGGCGCAGGCUAUAUGCGAAGCUCGAAGCAAGGAGAAAGAUGCUUUCGACGUUUGGACGAGGACAUGGCUUGACUACAAGCAUCUCGCGGAUGAUGAGACCAUCGCGACAAUCAAGAGUCUUCUUGCAGCUGGGCCAGGAGCUGUAAGCGUUCGUAAACCGGCAGCCAAAGCUAAGAAGCUUGCUGAGUCCGAGGAAGAUGAUGCCGAAAUGGGUUCGAAGACCUCGAUCUCCGCACCGAGAAACUCCCUUACUAGUAAGGUCAACGAGUUGAGCAAGCGCAUGGCCGUCUCCACUCGCUCUUUACGCUACCUUCAGAAUGUGGCUAAGGUGCGGGAUGCGGCCACCGCGCAGUGCGACAGACUCAGCAAGCUCUGUCAAGGCAAUGCAUGUACGGGAGAAGGGAACGCUAAAGAUACUGCAGUCUCCGCUCUAUGUGGCCACAUUAUCUGCUAUGAUUGCUUCCAGACCCUUGGUGAGCAGCACAGCACCCAAUGCCCAGCUGCAGGUUGUGGGUGCUCGAUGCAGCCGCAUCAUCUUCUCUGGAGGCAAAAGAUGGGUGAUCCGGACACUACUAAUAGCAUGCCACAUGGUGCGAAGCUGGCUGCCGUUGUUGACAUCCUGAAGAAUGUCAGAGCGCAAAACGACAAGGCAAUCCUAUUCGUGCAAUAUGAGGAGCAGGUUGCUGAAGCACAGCGGGCCUUUGAGGCUGUGAAUAUCAGAGCAACUCCGAUCACGACCGCAAACAAGGCGGCAGACACAAUCGAGGCUUUCACGAAGAACGAGAACACCGUCAUCAUCUUGAACGCUUCAGACGACACUGCAGCCGGUCUCAAUCUGCAAUGUGCCAAUCACGUCAUCUUCCUUUCGCCGCUGCUGCGAGAUACGCAGUACGGCUACGACUCCACUAUGGCCCAAGCUAUUGGUCGCGUACGACGUCACGGCCAGCAAAAGACGAUCUAUGUGUACCGGGUUGUCGCCAUCAAUACAAUUGAUGUCGAUAUCCUUCAACACCGCGAGAGGCGCAGAAUAGCGCUAGUGGAGCAAGGUGCUCCACCUAUAGAGCCGCUUGAGACAACGGGCGAUGAAGUGACGGCUGAACGGACGAAGUUGGUGAGGAUCAAUGGACGGUUCAGCUUGCAGCCACGGUCAUGGGUCAUGCGAUAUAACGGUGUCGAGGAUCUUGAGGACUUCAGCAGUCUGGUCAAAUUCUCCCGAGCCUACACAGAUGAUGACGACUGA